Arachis stenosperma is the source of this 1128-nucleotide messenger RNA. RefSeq lists its product as uncharacterized. Bases 49 to 1128 code for a protein of 359 amino acids. The record is from RefSeq and is a predicted model, not a curated record. Lineage: Eukaryota; Viridiplantae; Streptophyta; Magnoliopsida; Fabales; Fabaceae. The transcript has 2 exons.
GAAAAAAUAAUAAAAAAGAAGAGAGAUACCAAAUAAUCAAGGGCGAAAAUGUCUAUGAAUUCAUCAAUUGAUUGGAAUUGGGAUGGAAAAAACUUGAAACAAGGAAAUGCACGGCUAGAAUACCAAGAAUUUGAACCAUCCUUUGAUUGGAUUUGGGAUGACGAAAAAGGAAUAAGUGACACGCUUGCUGUUUUUCUUCCAGGAUUCAAAGAGGAGCAAUCGAGGGUGGAAAUAACCUCAAAUGGUCUGCUAAGAUUGAGUGGUGAAAGAAAGAUCGGUGAAGCCAUUAAAAUUCGUAGAUUUGAGAAAGAGCUUGCAAUUCCUUCAGAUACUGACACCAAAUCCAUCAACACCAAGUUUGAAAAUGACAUCCUUUAUGUCAAGCUUCCCAGAGUCAUCACUACUUCCGUCAAACCGCCGCCAACACCGGUCCCUCAGCAACAAAUGAUACACUUUGAAUAUAAAGUUCCUGAUUAUGAGUAUGUGACGAAGGAAAGAGUAAUGGACAAGGAGCCACUGGAAAUUAAGACAAUAUUCUUGCGUGUAAAACAACAACCACAACCACAACCACAGUCGAAGCCUGAGGCGCCGGCAACUGCGCCAAACCCUACAACUGCACCUCCAGCAGUAGCAGGGCCUCAACAACAACCACAACCACAGUUACAAUCGAAGCCUGAGGCACCAAUUGAUCCUUAUCAAGAUCAAGAAAAACAAAGAGUAAUGGAUGAGGCGCCUGCGCCUGCAUCGGCACCAAUACAGACACAAGCGCCUCCUCUACCAUCAUUGAAAAAGGAGAAAGAGAAGGAGGAGGAGAAAGGACAAAAAGAAGAAGAAAAAACUAAUAAUAAUAAUAAUGCAAGAAAAGUUGACAACAAUGAGAGAAGGCAAGAAGCAACAAUGCCGUCUAGGGUUAUGGAAAUGAAGGGAGUAACUGGAGAAGUUAUUGAUGAAAGGCUAAGUACGGUUUCAGAGAAAUCACAGGAGCAUGGAAAUGGUGUUUAUCGUUGGGUUGAAGAUUUGAAGAAGCAUAAGACAAGGACGAAUUUGGGUUUAAUCUUUCUAGUGCUGUUACUUGUGCUCUACGUUAACAAUGUUAUCAACUCAUAUUUUGGUGGAGAAAGGCCAUAA